Molecule: messenger RNA, 765 nt
Organism: Effrenium voratum
Lineage: Eukaryota; Dinophyceae; Suessiales; Symbiodiniaceae
Source: the annotation of a GenBank genome assembly
AUGUGGCGCCUGCUUCUGGUGCCGCCUUCGGUGCUUGCCUGGCAGGCAGCCAAGGCUGCGCUGGACUCAGCAGAGGCUUUGAUGGUGCAGGGGAACCUGGAGCCGGCCAUGCAGAAGUACUUUGAGGCCUGCAAGACCCGGCGGGCGCUGCAGGAGGAGACGCCUCCGGAUCACCCGCUGCUCCUCCCCGGGGACGGCUCCUUCCGCCGCGCCGGGCGGCAGAAGCUGCGGCACGAUGCGGAGCAGCUGGAGCACCUGGUGCAGCUGCAGCUGCUCCCCGCGCGGCCUUUUUCACAGGUGGCCCACGUCUUCCGUCAGGUGCUCGAGCAGCUGCCGGAGGACCUGGCGGUCGUGGAUGUGGGUGCUGGGGUCAGCAAAGCCAUGGACCGCAUCUACAACCGCGCGGUGUACCUGACGCACCCUGGGCGCUUGCCUGGCCCGGCCUUGGCGUUGAGCGCGGCGGAGGCCGAAGCUUUGCGGGGCCGCUUUCGGGCGAGCGAGCUGCCGGCGGAGGCCUCUGGCUGCGAAGCGCAGAACGGCGUGGCCUUUGCGGAUAACGUGCUCUCCCCGGCCGCGCUGGAUGCCUUGCAGCGAUGGUGCCGGGAGAGCACCAUGUGGUUCUCCACGCGCGCAGGCUACGUAGCAGCCUUCAUGCAGGAGGCCUUCAACGCGCCCCUUCUGGUGCAGCUGGUAGAGGAGAAUUCCCUCGUCACCAGGAGCUUCGGCGUGCGUUGCCUGACGUGCUCGGGCCGCACCAGCUCAUGA